AUGGUAUCGCUAAACUCUGAAGAUCAUUUAUCUUGCUUCUUAUGUCUAGAAAUCUGUGAAGAUGCAGUUGAAUUUAACUGUUGCCACAAUAUCGCCUGUGAAAAAUGCGCAAAAACCCAGACCACCUGCCCAUUUUGUAGAACCCAAGGGAUUUCUUACUCAGUAUCCUUUCCCUUGCGCAGAAUUAUCAGCAAUCUUCCCUCAUCUUGUGAAGACUGCAACCAACCUAUGAGCCGAAGCGAAAAAAAGUCCCACCAAUCUCGAUGCCCACAAAAGAAAUUUUCCUGCAGGCUUUGUAAAUUCCAAGGCAAAAAAGACGAUUUUCUUUCUCAUAUAAUUUAUACGCACUCCAAUGAAUUGCUUUACCCUGUAGCUCAGCAAAAUAUGAAUGCAUCUAUAGUUUAUGAAGGAAAUGCUAAUAUAGCCUGAGCAUCUUUAUGGUUUGGGCUUCCCGAUCUUUCCUGACGAGAAAGAGGGAGUUGGUUUAUCCAACUAAUGUUGGUCUGACAAAAUCCCCAAGUGAUAACACCAAUUGCUACAUGGUUUCUGCCAUUUUGGAGUUGGCCAAGCCAAUAUUAAUUGGUGAAACCGACCUCCCUCUUUCCCGUAGAGAAAGAUAGAGAAGUCUCAGCCAUAAAAAAAUGCUCGGUUAUAGAAACCCAAUAGAAAUAACGAAAAACAGUGAAGGAAAUACAUCAAGACUAGGUCAAAACGGAAAAUAUUACUGUGGAAGGCCUAUGAAAGUCAGGUGCAAAUGUUGUGAUGGCAACUGUGGGCCUGGGAAUGGAUGCAACUGUGCCGCUUGCAUGGAGCUUGAUGUUAAAGCAAUGCAGCUGCCUAGAGGAUAUUUGCUAAAUAGAUGUGGAAGAAUUUCUAAGAUGUGCACAGAUGGGAAGGUCCAUUGUUAUGCACCUAUUCAGAAUGUAGAAAUUCGAUGCACCCCAGAAAGUUCGAAUCAAUGCAGAGAGUGUGCGAUUUUAGAGCAGCAGUGGAAUGGGGUUUAUCAGAGAUUGACAUCAGGAUAA
Messenger RNA from Blepharisma stoltei, 1025 nucleotides. Lineage: Eukaryota; Ciliophora; Heterotrichea; Heterotrichida; Blepharismidae. The record is from the annotation of a GenBank genome assembly.